This is a messenger RNA of Leucoraja erinaceus (little skate), 3419 nucleotides long. RefSeq names its product protein transport protein Sec24B-like. Lineage: Eukaryota; Metazoa; Chordata; Chondrichthyes; Rajiformes; Rajidae. Gene Ontology annotation, molecular function: zinc ion binding; SNARE binding. Gene Ontology annotation, cellular component: endoplasmic reticulum exit site; COPII vesicle coat. The transcript is spliced from 21 exons. The coding region runs from base 562 to 3045 and encodes 827 amino acids. The record is from RefSeq and is a predicted model, not a curated record. Gene Ontology annotation, biological process: COPII-coated vesicle cargo loading; endoplasmic reticulum to Golgi vesicle-mediated transport; intracellular protein transport.
UGGUGUAAGAAGGGAGAAUAUGGUAGAAGGGCAGGAAAAGAGGGAAACAGCUUUGGGGGAAUGUAAAGAAGAGAGAGAAGGAAAUAGGGAUAGAGGUCAAGAGAAGGAAGAAAAUACCAAAAAUCAGGAGAAAGAGAACACUUUUAAAAAAAGAGAUAAAAUUAUGGAGAAUAUGAAGUUGGGAGAAGAAAGGAGGAAACAUGCAGAAAGGCAAAAAGCUGUUGUGACUAUGAUAGAUGAUCUGUCCUGAUAUUCUCAACUUGCAGUACCUUCUAAAGGCUCUCAAUCACUAUUCAGCUAAGUGGUAUAGCAUUGGCUUGAUAUCACUCGUAUCCAUCCAGCUAGAAUAUAGCUGAAAAUAGUCUGAAGAAGGGUUUCGGCCCGAAACAUUGUCUAUUUCCUUUGCUCCAUAUAUGCUGACGCACCCGCUGAGAUUCUCCAGCACUUUUGUCUACCUUAGAAAAUAGCCUUCAAUGACUUUUUCACUGAUGGAAUGUGGUUGCCACUGGUAGGAAACUCUCGAACAAAGACAAUGGAUGUUGAAGAAAGGUGAGGAUUACAAUGCCUGUCUUUCCCAAGUCCAGUAAACAGCUGAAGAGGAAAAUUCACCCAUUGCCCCCAGCUCAGCAUUCUAAUGGGGCCAUUGGAUUCCAGUCACACACCCACCCAGGACAAAGUGUGCAGCACAAGUCACUCUGGACAACGGGCUUGGGCACUUCAGCAACUCAGCAGGAUACACUCCCCAUGGAGCAGCUGAUGGGGACAACGUCUAACGGGAAUGGGCAGCAAGCCGAGGUGCGGCCAAUCAACUUGCUGGAGCAACAGGAUGUCCCACGAGCAGAACCAGCCUCAGCGCCUGAGCCAAACCUGACCCCUAGCUUGCAGAAGCUGAACUGCAGCUCUGAUGCCAUUCAGUGUACGCUGGUGAACAUCCCACAGAGCCAGGCCCUGCUGAAACAGGUGAAACUUCCUCUGGGGCUUAUUUGCCGACCGUUUAAGGAUUCCAGGGAGCCCCCAUUGCUGAUUCCUGAUGUACCUCCUCAAUGUCCAUCAUGUCAGACCUACAUCAACCCAUUCGUCACCUUCACUGAUCAGAGGCACUGGAAGUGCAACAGUUGUUUCUCCCUCAAUGAAGUUCCUGGGAAUUUCAUCUUUGACACCAUGACUGGCAGUCCCUCAAACCCAUACAAUCGGCCUGAACUACAGCAUGCAGCGGUGGAGUUUCUGGUGCCAAUGGAAUAUCAGGCUGGGCAGCUUCGGCCCGUAACAUACCUGUUUGUGUUUGAUGUUAGUGACUGUGCCUUGGAAACUGGUUACCUGGGAAUUGUCUGCAAAAUCCUGCUGCAGAACAUAGACAGGUUACCUGGUGAUUCACAGACCCGCAUUGGAUUCAUUACAUUCUCCAGCACGGUAAAUGUCUUCCAAUUGCACAACAGUCUGUUUCGGCCCCGCAUGAUGGUCAUGGCUGAUACUGAUGAUAUCUUUGUCCCAAAUGAAAAUGAGAUGUUGGUGAAUCUCCAACAAAGUAGACAGCUCAUCAUUUCCUUACUGGAAGAACUGCCAGGUAUGUUCAGAGACACUCAGAAGAAAGCAUGUGCCUUUGGACCAGCCCUGCAGCUCGCUCAAAAAGUCCUGACGUAUUGUGGCGGGCGAGUGUCUGCCUUUUUAACCCAGUUACCCAACACCGGCUGUGGGUCCUUGCAAUUACGGGAGGAUCCUGGUGACUGUACUCUGGGAGCCAAGCACUUGGGGUCAGCUAUGAAUUUCUACAAAGUGCUUGCACUUGAGUUUUGUGGACAGCAGACGGGGGUGGACCUAUUCUUGCUGAGCCAGCAGUAUACGGACCUUGCAUCUAUAGCUUGUCUUUCCAGGUACACAUGUGGCUCUAUGUAUUAUUAUCCAGCAUUCCACCAUAUCCACAGUUCUGCCCUGGUGGAAAAACUCCACCAAGAAUUCCAGAGCUACCUGACCCGUUCCUUCGGCCAUGAGGGGAUGCUGAGGAUUCGAUGUACACAAGGUCUCAUUGUGGACACUUUCUAUGGAAACUCUUUCCUGCAAUCAAUGCAGAUGCUGACUGUGCCCUGCGUCUAUCCUCAGGCAGAGUUUGCCUUUCAAAUGCUGAUAGAUGGCGCUAUAGCUGAGAGUUCGCAUGUGAUCUUUCAAUGCUCUCUCCUCUACACUUCCUGCCAAGGUGAAAGGCGAGUUCGUAUCUACACCUACUGCCUCCCGGUUGUUAGCUCCCCAGCUGAUGUUUAUGCAGGAGCCAAUGUCGGCAUUAUUGUGGGCUUUCUUUCUAAGAUGGCAGUGGAUCGCUCAGUGAGGCAGUCGCUCUCUAGCAGCCGGGAUGAGCUGAUUAAGAUGUUGACUGACGUUCUUGUUGCUUAUCGCACGUCAGCACGCAGCCCACAGCACGCCACACUCCCCAUCCCCAACACCCUGCUGCAGCUUCCACUCUACGUCCUGGCCCUCCUGAAGCAGCCUGCCUUCCACACGGGUCUUACAAUGACUCUGGAUGAACGGAUCUUCAGGAUGUCUCAGUUGAUGGAGCAGCCUCUGAGUUUUGUGUUGCAGAUGGUUUACCCAGAUCUGUAUCGCAUCGAUGAUUACCUCAAUGGCGAGACUGUUGACAAUCAGGGUUCUGUGGAAACAGACACCAGGCCAGUAAAGAGGCCGGCCUUGAUACCGCUGUCUGCAGAAGGUCUUACACUGGCAGGGGCAUUCCUAAUGGACUGUGGUAAUGCUCUGUAUCUCUGGGUCGGCAGACAUUGCAACACUAAUUUCCUCAUUGACGUACUGGGUGUGACCAGUUAUACCUCGCUACCAGCCACUGUGACUUUGCUGCCCAUUUUGGAAAGUCCAGCUUCUAAACAAACCCAUGCGCUGCUGGAAUCUUUAAGGAAGGAGAGAAUUUACUAUGCACCGUGCUUUAUCAUUAAGGAUGACAGUACUUCACGGUCCAUAUUCAUCCAGCAUCUGAUCAAUGACCGCACUGAAUCAGCAAUGUCCUACUAUGAAUUUCUGCUUCACCUGAAGGAGCAGGUAUGAAAGCAAUCUCCUCAAUGGCUCCAGAGAUGACUGGUUCACCUCUGGCUGGCCGCUGAAGGCACAAAGACUCCUAAACUCUCAUUUCUUUAUAUUUUUGUUUGAAGCUCGUGGAUUAUAUUUUAAUCAUGGAGCCUUUGAAAUGAAGUAGAAAACACUUUAAGUAUAUAUGCAAGAAGUUUUUUUUCGGAUUUGUGUAUAAAACCUAUUUAAUCUUCAACUGAAUGGAGAGCUAAGUGAAUGAAGUAAGGAUGGCAGAAGAUGUCAAGUAUGGAACCCUCACCCUUACAUGUGGAAUAUUUGCUGCUCGUGGAGUCUUAUCAGGUUUCUUAGAAGUUAAUUGUGGUUUACUGAAUAAAUAGUUUGACUAAAACUCA